This is a messenger RNA of Armigeres subalbatus, 3352 nucleotides long. RefSeq names its product putative helicase MOV-10. The transcript has 6 exons. Gene Ontology annotation, biological process: regulatory ncRNA-mediated post-transcriptional gene silencing. The coding region runs from base 215 to 3229 and encodes 1004 amino acids. Lineage: Eukaryota; Metazoa; Arthropoda; Insecta; Diptera; Culicidae. Gene Ontology annotation, molecular function: 5'-3' RNA helicase activity; RNA binding. The record is from RefSeq and is a predicted model, not a curated record. Gene Ontology annotation, cellular component: cytosol; P granule.
AUUUUCAUUUUGUUUGGCGAUUGCUGCUGUCACUGGGUACUGUUUUUUUGUUUAACGUUCUUUCGUCUAUAGAUUUUUAUUUUCUUCGUUUGAUUAAGUAUAUUUUUAAAUAGAUUUUGUGCCCCUUGUUGAUGAUAUUACUAGUGCAGAUAAGCAUUUACACUUUCCGGUGCCAACGCCUUCAAUUCGGUUAGAGAUAAUAUCACGACUCAACAUGGAAAUUAUUCCCAACAAAUUCAUGCAACAGCGGUUCGAUCGCCAAAAACAUGAAAUUGAAUCGUUCGUCGUGCGAAUCUACCGACACAAUCUGAUCAAGGAUGGAGGCAUCAUCAAGAAGAAGCUCCGAGAAAAGCUGCUGGAGGAGAUUCGAUUGCGGCGCAUUACCCGGGUCAAAAUGGAUGAACUGGGCUGGGUGCUAGUUAAUCACGGUCUUGUAAUGCGCUCUGCCCUAAAGCAACAGCAAUCGACAGAAAAACAGGUCGGGCAGGGACCGACGCAGUUCAAGUUCAACAUGGAACGAUUGAGGGAUCUACUGGAGAAGCACGAGCAACGGUUUCAUGAAGAUUUGCUCACAAAAAAUCAGAAUAGUCGGUCAAUGGUUGAAGAAGCAACACGUGCGAACGAUCAAGCAUUAAAAGAAGUUCGAGCGAUGGUGGAUGCAAAACGUCCGCUUGCAGAUAUCGUCUACGUAACGAGCGUGGAACGACUACUAAAGCACAACUUUGAACCAUCAUCGCAAAAUUGUUUCGUUUGUAGGAAAAGCUUUCUUUCGCCGGAAAAAUACGCUAACCAUUUUGAGACUUUGCAUAAGGAAACUUUCAAAAUUAUUCCCACCAGUGAUUGUUUUCAAACCGGACAAAAGUUAGAAGUGGUGCAACACUAUGAUGCACUGAGUCCAGUGACACGUUUCACAAUUCAUAACAGGUGGCAUAUGGCCAUGCAUAUCGAGUGUGUGUACCUCUACCAUUCGACGAAACAACUGGUACCGAUCAAUCGCGACGUUUGGCCGAUCACGAUUAACCCGGGUGAUGACUACAAGUUUUCCAUCACUACCGGAAUGUUCCUGGUGACAAAUUACGACUACACUAUUCUGGUGCAGUUUAGUCGCAUUCUAGAAUAUAUUGAGCAAUAUCACUUCCGUGUGCUGAAGGCACCGGUUGAAAUACGAGUAACUCAGAAUCCGAUCGUAUUGUCAAAGUUGAAGGAUUAUCUACCACCAGUUGAACUGCUGAAAGUGUUCAAGAACAAUUUCGAGGUGAUGGAUUCAUACACUAAGGAAGAAAAUAGGUUGUGUGACAAUAUCCAGGAAUUUCUGAAAGCAGAGGAAAAGGUCCGACUUAAUUCAGGAAACUAUGUUGAGAUGCUGCAGCUGAUGAACAACAUCGAGGACUACAACGUACAGCUCGAGCUUUCUCGGUAUGAUAUGAACGACGUACAGCUCAAACCGUGCGGCCCCAAGAGAUUCUACUGCUUAAAGCUCAGUCAGUUCACCACAGCUCCGAAAUCUUUAGUGGAAGGUGAUUACAUAGAGCUAUCCUGCACGCGACCUAAUAAGUCCAUUAAAACCGUAGUCGGCGUUAUCUCGCAACUAUGCGCUAACAAGGUGAUGUUCGAAACAGAAGAACCGCUUCGGCAUGACAUUAAGUGGCGUAUGAAGUUCAGUCCCAAUCGGACGCCAAUCCGGAUGGAGUACCAAGCGUUGGAGAUCGUUAAAGAUCAGGGAUUAAGCGGGUUCUUUUUCCCCACAAAAGUUGUUGAGAAAUUCAAGCCAUUCGGAAGAAAUCAAUUUGAAUGGUUCAACAUCAACCUGGCCACGAACGAGGAACAGCAAACGGCUGUCGCCAACAUUGUUAACGAAACGGCUCGGCCAAACCCCUUUGUCCUGUUUGGCCCACCUGGAACGGGCAAAACAUCGACCUUGGUCGAAGCGAUUGCCCAAAUUUGGAAGCUAAAGCCGGAUACACGCGUGCUUGUUACGGCGUCUUCUAAUUUUGCUUGCAACGAACUCACCGAACGAAUACUAAACAUUAUCCCCAAAGAACACAUACUGCGUUUCUUCUCCAAACACGCCGAGCGAAUGAUGUCCGACAUGCCUUACCGUUUGAUAGAGUGUUCCAAUCUGAACACAGGAACAUAUCGGUUGCCUUCCCCAGAAGAACUGUACGGAAAACGAAUCGUCGUCAGCACUUUAACAUCGGCCGGCAAACUUGUCCAGGCCCGUAUCAAGCCUAACCAUUUUUCGUUUGUAUUCAUCGAUGAAUGUGGCAGUGCCACGGAGGCUUCCGCUCUUGUGCCGAUUGCUGGAAUUAUAACUACGAAGAGCUCCAUAAACGGUACAAUUGUCCUUUCUGGCGAUCCUAAGCAACUCGGUCCAGUGAAUCGCUCGGAGUUCGCUGCCAAUAUGGGUUUACGAAUUUCCAUGCUAGAACGACUGAUGAAUUUUCCCCUGUACCAGAAAAAUCUGACUACCAACGAUUACAAUAACAAUGUCAUUGUCAAACUCCUUCAAAACUAUCGCUCCCACAAGGCCAUUCUGAGCUUCUCCAACGAAAGAUUCUAUCAAAAUGAACUACUACCAUGUGCCUUACAGGAGUACGUUGAUUGGGCCCUUCAAUGGUCAGAACUUCCAUCGAAGCAAUUCCCAAUUAUCUUCGAAUCAACCAUGGGUAAGCUAGCUCGCGAGAAGGAUUCCACUAGUUACUUCAAUCGGAAGGAAAUCGAACUGGUCGAAUUCUACAUCCGAAAGAUUCUCUCCGACGGCAUAAACGGACGAUCCAUCGAACAGAAAGCCAUCGGUGUCAUUAGUCCCUACAAGAAGCAGUGCAUUAAGCUAAAACAGAUGUGCCAACGGCACGGGUGGAACGAGAUCGACGUCGGAUCGGUUGAGGCGUUCCAGGGUCGUGAGAAGCCAAUCAUGAUUCUAACUACGGUCCGAUCCGGUACGAGUGGAAUCGGUUUUCUGAGCAACGUCAAGCGACUGAACGUGGCUUUGACGCGAGCAAAAGCGCUGCUGAUUGUGAUUGGCAAUCCAGAAACACUGCAGCAGGAUCCAAACUGGUUCGAGUUCAUUCGAUACUGCUUCAAAGAAAGGGCCAUACGGGGAGUGAAAUUCGAACUGGACGAAAAGCGGCAACAGGUGAAAGAACUUGUGGACAAAGAAGCUUAUUUAUCGGUGAUUCAUGAGAAGCUCAAUAAGAUCAUCAAUAACAUGAGUGUUGUAAAAUUGUAAGUAAGCAGGUGCGUAUGAUAUAUUUUACGGGUGCUUUUAAAAGUAAUUGUGUAUUUGAAAAUAAUUUUAUCAUUGUUCUUAUUGUAAGCGAUAUCUAAUAAAUUUUCGUAAGAGAUUUAAAUA